Messenger RNA from Cornus florida, 776 nucleotides. RefSeq lists its product as uncharacterized. Lineage: Eukaryota; Viridiplantae; Streptophyta; Magnoliopsida; Cornales; Cornaceae. The record is from RefSeq and is a predicted model, not a curated record. The transcript has a single exon. Bases 125 to 637 code for a protein of 170 amino acids.
GUAUGUCUAUAUAAAGGUUGGCUUCGUGUCAUUGUGUUAUGUGCUUAAGUCCUAUUCUCUUGUCUAUAUUGCAUUACCUUAAACUUUCUUUCGUUUGUUAUUUCAUUUUAAGUUCUCCUAAGUCAUGGCUUCUGCAUUGCCUGAAAACUGGUCACAUAUCAAUGGCUCUGAUGACUUUGAUCAAUUUGAAGUCCCGGAAAUCAACACUGCCCUUCUCAUGUCAUUACUCGAAGAAUCGCAGGUCGAGGAAUGCGACGACGAGAGAUUAAGAAGUGUGAUUCAGUCAUUAGAAGCAGUGAUUGAUCCAAACAGAUUGGAUGGUCAUGAUUCACUUGUGGAGAUGGAGUGGGGCAGUGGCAACUUGAAUGGUUGCACCACACCUUCCGAUGGGGAACAAUUGAACGGUCAGGAUUGCUCGACGUCUCUUGAUCUUGACUUCAGCUGGAUGGAUGUGGAGAUGGUUCCUUCCUCACCUAGUGAUGAGAUGACUAAUUGGUACAUGGACUCCUUCAGAGAUGGCACUGAUGGUGUCAUUGAACUUGGAGAUUAUUCUCAGAUUUGUUAUGGAAUGCCCUUGGAGGAGCAUGAAUAUGGUUCUUUGUGGCAAGAAUCACAUUCUUCAGUGAUGUAUGACUAAGGGUAAUUUUGCCAUUUGCACAUUUUCACAUUUACUGUAAAGCCUUAAGAGCACAAUGAAUUGAACCAUUUGUAGUUGGACAUUGUUCUCAUGUAAAAUUUUCCUCUAUAUAAUUAAUCAAGGUGAAAAUUUGGCUCAA